Messenger RNA from Canis lupus familiaris (dog), 2742 nucleotides. It is a transcript of the gene MAB21L2, whose product is annotated as mab-21 like 2. The coding region runs from base 1046 to 2125 and encodes 359 amino acids. The record is from RefSeq and is a predicted model, not a curated record. NCBI's taxonomy places the organism in Eukaryota, Metazoa, Chordata, Mammalia, Carnivora, Canidae. The transcript has a single exon.
GGAGAGAGAGGGAGAGAGAGAGAAAAGGAGGGAGGAGAGAGAAAAAGAGGGAGGGCGAGGGAAAAGGAGAGAGACGUCGGAGGGGAGGAGGGAGAGACGACUCAGAAAGUGGAAUCUGCACAAGCAACCUAAAGGGGGAGGAGAAGAAAAACCCUUGAAUCCUUAUAACUAAACCCCAGAUGCAACGCAAGCAACGACUUCGUCACACUAGAAUAGAUUCUGUGAGGGCCAAAAUUAUAAAUUACGAAGCAGAAAUGAAUAUCAAACAACUUCCAGCGGUUUGCACCUAGAGAAAGACAAGAAGCAACCACUGCAAACAAACAAACCCAGUCCAAACAACGCCUCCAGUAGGAAAAGAGGAAAACCGCUACAACACGACCCCCUGAGAAGAGAGCAGACCGUCAAGCUGAGAGCGCGGGGCGUCUGCAAACCUCCAAGUGUGCCUCGGACAGAGCUGCACGUCGCUGCUCUCAGGACCUUAAUUACGGCCUUCACCUUCCAUUUGGGGGAGGGUGAGGAGAAAGGCACUCACCUACGCUGAGUGAAGAAGUCGUACCAGCGUGGGAGAGAAGUUUAAGAAUGAAACACUGAAUGUUUCGCUUUUAUUUUUAAAUUUACUUUGGCACUUAAAAGACCUCAUUUCCAGAUUUCUGGGCCAUCUCGGCUGUAGACAUCUAAGCCUAACCUCUUGGUAACCUGAAUUUUUCUCUCGGCCCCUCUCCUCCCCCCUCCCCUUCAUCUCUCUCACAGCACAUCUUUAUUUUACAUAUCAAGCAAAAAGGUCCCAGCAGGUACUUUUCUUCUUCAAAGAUUGCCAUUCCCCCUUAUUUCGGGAAAAGAAAAAAGGUUUCUAAAGAGGGGAAAGAAAAAGCAAGGCGGCUGUCGCAGCAGCCGGUCAGUCCAGGUGGAAAACAAGAGUGAAAGUGGGGCUCAGGGGAAGCGCGACGCCUCUUUCGCCAGCCGCAGGGCCACCACCACUGCGUGAGCCUUGGAUCCCUCAACGUACUGCGAGACGCCGGUGUACAGCCCGGACCUGUGCCCCAACAUGAUCGCCGCUCAGGCCAAGCUGGUUUACCAGCUCAAUAAAUACUACACCGAGCGCUGCCAAGCACGCAAGGCGGCCAUCGCCAAGACCAUCCGAGAGGUCUGUAAGGUGGUCUCGGACGUGCUCAAGGAAGUGGAGGUACAGGAGCCUCGCUUCAUCAGCUCCCUGAGCGAGAUCGAUGCCCGCUACGAGGGGCUGGAGGUCAUCUCGCCCACAGAAUUCGAGGUGGUGCUCUACCUAAACCAGAUGGGCGUCUUCAACUUCGUGGACGACGGCUCCCUGCCCGGCUGCGCAGUGCUCAAACUGAGUGAUGGGCGGAAGCGGAGCAUGUCUCUCUGGGUCGAGUUCAUCACAGCGUCCGGCUACCUCUCGGCGCGUAAGAUCCGCUCACGCUUCCAGACCCUGGUGGCUCAGGCGGUGGACAAGUGCAGCUACCGGGAUGUGGUCAAGAUGAUCGCAGACACCAGCGAGGUCAAGUUGCGCAUCAGGGAGCGCUACGUGGUGCAGAUCACUCCCGCGUUCAAGUGCACCGGUAUCUGGCCUCGCAGCGCGGCACAGUGGCCUAUGCCCCACAUCCCCUGGCCUGGCCCCAAUCGGGUGGCGGAGGUCAAGGCCGAAGGGUUCAACUUGCUGUCCAAGGAGUGCUACUCCCUGACCGGCAAGCAGAGCUCUGCGGAGAGCGAUGCCUGGGUGCUACAGUUCGGGGAGGCGGAGAACCGCCUGCUGAUGGGCGGCUGCCGAAACAAGUGUCUGUCGGUGCUGAAGACGCUGCGGGACCGCCACCUGGAGCUGCCAGGCCAGCCGCUCAAUAACUACCACAUGAAGACGCUGCUGCUGUACGAGUGCGAGAAACACCCGCGGGAGACGGACUGGGACGAGGCGUGCCUAGGCGAUCGGCUCAACGGCAUCCUGCUGCAGCUCAUCUCCUGCCUGCAGUGCCGCCGCUGCCCUCACUACUUUCUGCCCAACCUCGACCUCUUCCAGGGCAAGCCCCAUUCGGCCCUGGAGAGCGCUGCCAAGCAGACCUGGAGGUUGGCCAGGGAAAUUCUCACCAAUCCCAAAAGCCUGGACAAACUAUAGGGUGCUGGGGACUGCUUGAAAAGCGACACAGACCGGAAUGCUCUCUAACACACAACACACACAACUCAGCGACCAACAGCAGAAACUCCGGACACAAACUUUUAUGUAAGCCACCUGAAAGAAACAGGAAGCAGGCACAAGACCUUCGUUAAUUAACAAGCAAACAAAAAGAGAGCAGACCAACCAACCAAAAUAAAUCACAUUCUUGCACAAAAGUGAUCGUUUUUCUUCCAAACAAUGUGAAUUUAAAAGGUCACACAAAAGAAGCAAUCGGGCUUUGCCACCACAAAAUGAAACCCAAGGUACAUUUUCAAAUCAAUGUAUAGUAGUUUCUCCUCUUUUCCUUCGCUCCCUUUCUCCUUUCUCCUCUCUCAUCUUCUUUCUUUCCCUCUCCCUCUCCCUCUCAUUUCAUUUUGUUUUGGGUUGCCUGAAUGUUGUCACCAAGUGAGAAAAAGUAUUUAAUUAUAUGUAAAAUUUCUCUUUUAAAAAAAGUUUUGCUGAUGUUAAAUGUAUCUCAGUGCCAAUGUCAGAUUGUGCCCCUCCCUUUCUUGCACCUCUACCCUCACCCUAAGCAGUCUUGUUGAAAACAGUAAUAAAAAUAUUACUUUACAUUGUAA